AUGUACCGCGAUUGGGUAUGGGACGCAGUUCAAGCUAUUGACAAAUAUUGCAGAGUAGAUGGAGGAUUUGCGGGAUUGCAGAACGUUUAUCAUCCUGAGCAGGGUUACGACAAUGUGCAGCAGUCCUUCUUCCUGGCCGAGACACUAAAAUACGCCUAUUUGACGUUCAGUGACAAAAUACCGUUGGAUCGAUGGGUUUUCAACACUGAAGCGCACCCACUACCUGUGAUGAAUGGAGUGCGUACGCCGCAAUAG
Molecule: messenger RNA, 255 nt
Organism: Cooperia oncophora
Lineage: Eukaryota; Metazoa; Nematoda; Chromadorea; Rhabditida; Trichostrongylidae
Source: the annotation of a GenBank genome assembly